Gossypium raimondii (Peruvian cotton) is the source of this 928-nucleotide messenger RNA. RefSeq lists its product as uncharacterized. NCBI's taxonomy places the organism in Eukaryota, Viridiplantae, Streptophyta, Magnoliopsida, Malvales, Malvaceae. The transcript has 2 exons. The record is from RefSeq and is a predicted model, not a curated record. The coding region runs from base 105 to 503 and encodes 132 amino acids.
CGUCCUAGCCGAGACGAACACGACUCGGAGAUAAGGCGGUUAACUUGGUACUUCUUUUAUUUUUGUUUGUUUCUGGGGAAACUGUUCCUACCAAGAAACCAACCAUGGCAUCAUCCAUUUGCCUAUCGUUAUUGCCGCCUUCCAAAACCCUAGCGCCGGGUUCAUCCACUUCCAGUAUACGCCGUUGCAGAUGCUCCCUCGUUGUCUCCUUUUCUAAAUCCCAUAAACUGACGAUGAGAAAGAGGCUGCAGGUGGUUUGUAUGGCUCCCGAGGAAGAAAAAUUGACUCGUCGCAAUCCCCUCGAUUUUCCCAUUGAGUGGGAGAGGCCUAAACCUGGACGCAGACCUGACAUAUUCCCUCAAUUCAGCCCUAUGAAAACACCAUUACCACCACCAAUGCCGUAUGAUCCCCCUGAAGAAGAUGAAGAAGAGGAAGAAAAGAAAGAGGAAGAGGAGGAAGAUCCUGAAAAGGAAGAAGAACCUGACAACCCUGAGAAACAAUAGUUAGUAUUUUUGCUGCUACUUCAAUUUUGCUGUUUUUAAUAUUCAAUGGUGGUUACCACUUUGCUUAUGUCCUUAUAAUAGAUGGAGUAGAUAAGAUGUCACAGUCAUCCAUUUUAGAACAUGGAGUUGAGUGGUAUAACCAUAUUCGAGUUGAGGGGAUUGUGCAGGCAUCUUCUUGGGAUUUUAUUGUCUUGUUAGGUUAAUAUAGGGAAACUUAGGUCAAAGUUCCUGUUUUAGAGUGUUGUAAUCCUAAGUCUUUCUUAUAUGAUUAUACUAGUUGCUUUCGAAUACCUUGUUCUUAGUUGUUAUGUUCUUGUUCAUUUGUUUGCGGGACUAGAAUUUAUUGAUAACAUGAAAUUCAAUGUUGUCAAAUUCUAAGUUUGAGAUUUUGAGUGCAAUAAUACAACGAAAGGGUUAAGAGUUCA